Messenger RNA from Sesamum indicum (sesame), 688 nucleotides. RefSeq names its product norbelladine synthase. NCBI's taxonomy places the organism in Eukaryota, Viridiplantae, Streptophyta, Magnoliopsida, Lamiales, Pedaliaceae. Gene Ontology annotation, cellular component: nucleus; cytoplasm. Gene Ontology annotation, biological process: defense response; abscisic acid-activated signaling pathway. The record is from RefSeq and is a predicted model, not a curated record. Gene Ontology annotation, molecular function: protein phosphatase inhibitor activity; abscisic acid binding; signaling receptor activity.
CGCAAGGUCUCCUUCAGAGAGUUGAAAACGAGGGGAAAAUGUCGGGAAGAGUUUCCAAGGAGAUAGAGGUUAAGGUACCAGCAAACGAAGCAUGGAAGGUCUACGGCAGCCUCCAACUGGCCAAGAUCGUGGGCGAAGGGCUGCCCAAUUUCUUCAGCAAAGUCGAGGUCGUAGAAGGCGAUGGCUCUGCCGGAACCAUUCUCCACGUCUCUCUCCCUCCAGAUGAAAUUGAAAACAGGGACAGGGACGGCGGGGCUGCCAUGGUACAAGGAGAAGUACACGGUGGUGGAUGACGAGAGACGAGUGAAGGAUGCGGAGGUGCUGGAGGGUGGGCUUAUGGAUUUGGGAUUUACACUUUACAGGUACCGAAUGGAGGUGAUAGAGAAGGAGGGGAAGAAGGGGGAGUGCAUCGUGAGAGGCAGCGUCGAGUAUGAGUUGAACGAGGAUGCUGCUGCCAAUGCUGCGUUGGUUUCCAUUGAGCCCCUCCUUGCUGUCAUGCAGAUUGCUGCAGAUUACUUGACUCAGAACUACAACACCAACCCAUGCAGAUCCAUCUCCUGAUUCCUUCCCUGUUAUCAAUUUCAUCUCAUUUAAUUUGGAAUUACUUAUGUUAUUGGGAAGUUCAUGUGAUGUAUUUGAAUUUGAUCAUUAGACUUCAACAAUAUAAUAGUAGGGGAAGUGACACUUU